CUUCAAGGUGAAUGUAUAUCAAGUGUACCCAUUGCAGACUGUCUGUCACCAUUACCUACUGUGCCAACCAGACUGUUUACCUCUGCUUUUGGUCCUUAACUGUGUAGUUUUUGUCCUAAAAGCAUUGUAUGUCUCUACUUUUUGCUUGAGCUGGACUGCAACUGAAACACUAUUCCUCUGGUAUUUCUGGACUGGAUUGAUUGUGUUGCUUUCCUGACCACCCAUCUUUUUCUAAAAUUUGUUGUCAAAAAUUGCCCAUGCCCUAUUGGAUAGCAAGUUUUCACACCCCCGUUUUCACUACUUGUAUUGAAUCCUGCUAAAUCUUGCAGUCUUAAGUUUUUCUUUUUGCAUACUGCUACCCAUGACCUGAAUCCUGCCAAGUCCCAUUUUGUCUUCGCACCAAUGUUUUUACUGGCUGACAUGAGCUCCUGAUUAAACAUCAAUUUUUGUUGUUUUCAUGAAUCACCUUGAGGCAUGUUAAAUGCACAGUGACCGUGAGGGUGGGAACGUGAGUGCACACACCAGCCAGCUGGUGGGAAGUGCGCUCUCUGACCCUUACCUGUGCUUCGGGGCUGCCAUGAAUGGACUGGCUGGUCCUCUUCAUGGACUCACUGAUCAGGAGGUGCUGAUCUGGCUGACCAAUCUGCAGAGUGAGCUGGGCGGUGAGGUGUCUGACAAGAAGCUAAGGGACUUCAUCUGGAACACCCUCAACUCCGGCAGGGAGGUCCCAGGAUACGGCCAUGCCGUGCUGAAGAAGACAGAUUCCCACUACACCGGUCAGAAGAAGUUCACCCUCAGGCACCUCCGCAUCAACCCCAUGUUCAAGCUGAUGGUUCAGCUCUACAAGAUAGUGCCGGGGGUCCUCCUGGACCAGGGCAAGGCCAAGCCCAACAUGGAUGCCCACAGUGGUGUCCUGCUUCAAUAUUAUGGAAUGAAGGAGAUGAAUUACUACACCGUGCUCUUUGGGGUCUCCCAGGCCCUCAGGGUUCUCUCCCAGCUGAUCUGGAGCCGUGCCUUGGGCUUCCUGCUGGAAUGCCCCAAGUUCAUGAGCACAAACUGCCUAAUCCAGUUCAUACAGAGCAAGUCAGGGUAA
Molecule: messenger RNA, 1093 nt
Organism: Pristis pectinata (smalltooth sawfish)
Lineage: Eukaryota; Metazoa; Chordata; Chondrichthyes; Rhinopristiformes; Pristidae
Gene: cs
Product: citrate synthase
Biological process (GO): tricarboxylic acid cycle; carbohydrate metabolic process
Cellular component (GO): mitochondrial matrix
Source: RefSeq, a predicted model, not a curated record